Messenger RNA from Penicillium brevicompactum, 2895 nucleotides. RefSeq names its product putative DNA mismatch repair protein (Mlh3). The record is from RefSeq and is a predicted model, not a curated record. Lineage: Eukaryota; Fungi; Ascomycota; Eurotiomycetes; Eurotiales; Aspergillaceae. Bases 1 to 2895 code for a protein of 964 amino acids. The transcript is spliced from 2 exons. Gene Ontology annotation, cellular component: mismatch repair complex. Gene Ontology annotation, molecular function: ATP-dependent DNA damage sensor activity; ATP binding; ATP hydrolysis activity. Gene Ontology annotation, biological process: mismatch repair.
AUGCCUCUGUCUCAGUCAAUACAAGCGUUACCAUCCGAUGUGAUUGCAAAGCUCAAGUCCUCCACGUCUAUUAUUAAUUUACCCGGUGUUAUCGUGGAAUUGAUCAAAAAUGCCUUGGAUGGCAAUGCACAUACCAUCUUUGUCACCGUCGACUUCCAGCGCGGUGGUUGUAUAGUUGAAGAUGAUGGUGAUGGAAUUCCCCCGAACGAGUUUGAACCUGCCGGGGGACUUGGCAAAGCUCAUCAUACAUCCAAAUACAAGCAGAAUGACUCGUAUGGCCAUCGUGGCUUGUUCUUGGCAUCUUUGGCCUCCUUGUCUCUCCUGACUCUGAUCUCCCAUCAUAUUGGAGACGAAUCUACGAACUCAAUAAUAUUCCAUCAUUCAAAACCAGUGGCGCGGCUGAUUCCUGCCCCCUCGCAUCAGGUCCUUCGAUCUGCCAGUCAUGGCACAUCCGUCACUGUGAAUGAUCUUUUUGGAAAUAUGCCAGUACGAGUCAAGAGCCGAGCACUGAGUCUUCAAAGGACGGGUGAGAUAGAACGGGAGUGGGAUAACUUGAGAUAUGCUCUUGUCUCUCUGCUUUUGGCAAAUCACCAAAUCUCAAGAUUGGUACUCCUUGAUGCAGAGAAGAGUAAACGCAUGUCCAUUCGACCUAGCAUCUCUUCUUCCUCCGCAAGUUUCUCGAUCGGUGAGAAUGCCUUCAGUCUGAGGCGCAUCGGAUCCAUUCUCAUCCAAUCCGGGCUCCUCACCCCUCGCAGCUGGGAGCAUUGGCACGAACUAUCGGCAUCUGUCCCUGAUCUCACAGUCCAAGCCGCAAUAUCACUACAGGCUAGCCCGACUCGGAAGAUGCAAUUUAUUACUCUGGGGAAAGAACCACUUUCAUCGCGCAAUGGUUCCAACAUCCUCUACAAUGAGAUCAAUCGGCUCUUUUCCCUGUCUGAUUUCGGCAACUUCGAUGUGCUUCCCGGUCACGCCUUUCCCGGUCCAACCCGCUUGGUGGAUCAAACCGAAGCCCGAAAUAACGGAACCACUAAAAGUUGGACAAAACCGAUCAACAAAUGGCCAAUGUUUUUCAUUCGCAUUGAAACGAACGCCGUUCUCGGGCUUGGUGACAACGAUGGACGAGAGCAUUUCCCCGAAUCAGAUAAGUCAAUUCAACGCAUAGUUGAUGUACUCAGUGCUAUGAUCCAUGAAUUCCUGAAGCAGCAUAGUAUGCGACCUCACAGUGGUAAACGGCAAAACCCGUCUUCAGAUCGAAGCCAGAGCAUACGUUCCAAAGAUUCAGUCUCACUGCAAAGCCCUGGAAUUGUUCCACAGCGAGGUUUCCCGGCUUCAAGUGCCAACGAGGCCUUCAGUGGUCACUUCAAAAUUCCAUCGUUUCCCAGGUCGCAAGCUAGUAUCAACCACGGCCAGGAGUUCAAAAACUGGUCCAGAAUAAAAGCAGCUACAGCACCAGAACGGCACUCGGCUAUUCAACAAUCCCGGCGCUCUGUCAUGGGUCCCGAUACUAAUAGGCUGCGGGGAGAGAGACCCUUGUCUAACCGGACCGAGCAUGGGCUCGAAGUCUCAGAUCAUCGCAUGGGGCUGGACUCUUCAUCGCAAGCAUUGGACUCAUUGGCAGUCGAUGAGGCACGAGAGACACCUGAAGAUCAUUCUGCAGAUGUUUCUUCAGAAAAAGCGAUCACUUGGAUCGACCCACACACUAGAUUGGUCUACCUCAUCAACCCUCGGACUGGUCAAACGAUGAACUCUAGGAAAUCAAUGGCCACACAAAGCUCUCACUUUUCCAGGACAGAAGAUCUCUCCCGAGGUCCAGAGCACGGUCUGUGGAUGCAGAGGCUGUUGGAAACGUGGGACAACCCUUCUUUCAGUCGAACAGAAGUUCCAAUACCGAAUUUGUCUAGCGAGGCUGUGACCCAAUAUACUUCGAGCGCUUCUCAUGGCUGUUUCAAAGGCAUUGGGUCUUUAGAUACGGCACAAGUCGCCAAAUUCCGGGGCAAGCUUCGACGUCGUGGCCUUGACAGGGCUGAGGUCAUUGCUCAGGUCGACAAAAAAUUCAUUUUAGCCAAGGUGCCAACGGCUUCCCCGGAAGGCUACGAAGGCGCGGAAUCGAACGAUGUGUUGCUUCUCAUUGACCAACAUGCCGCCGAUGAACGAUGCCGAAUCGAGCAACUAUUUGAAAAGAUGUUCUUGCCGUCUGAUGAAACUGAUGGAUCUAAUACUGGAGUUUCGACCGUUCAGGUCUUCUUGGAGUUCCAAGUUUCCGAGACCGAGGGUUAUCUUUUCAGCAGAUAUACGAACGUCUUCGCGCCCUGGGGUAUCCACUACGACGCAAAGGUGAAGCAUUCAUCCACUUGGGUCACUGUUCACGCCUUGCCUAUGCUUAUAGCUGAGCGAUGUCGGGUCGAACCACAAGUGUUGAUUGACUUGAUGAGGCGAGAAAUAUGGUCAACUGAAGAAGGGGGAAAGAGGCCUGCUCAGGUUAAGAAAGCUUUCGACCUAGGCGAGGAGGAUCAAGCAUUCGAAUUCCUAGACAUUGAAGAUGCAGCAUAUAAUUAUCCCACACUGCCAUCGGCUUCGCAUUCCUGGGUGCAGAAAAUGAAUGGAUGUCCUCAGGGCAUUGUCGACCUUCUAAACUCUCGCGCUUGUCGGACUGCCAUCAUGUUCAACGAUCCAUUGGAUAUUGGAGAUUGUAAGGCUUUACUUUCACGCCUCGCCCGCUGUGCAUUUCCAUUUCAGUGUGCUCAUGGACGCCCCUCGAUGAUCCCCAUUCUUGACUUACGGUCCGUUCCUGACACCGCUACUUCUCUACCAUUGGCAUUGGACAACUCCGAAUCUGCCGCUGAAGGCACAGAUUUGGAUUACAUGGAGGCAUUUCGAGCUAGGUAUAUCACAUAA